AUGUUUGGAAAUCUUCUCGAAUCGGCAUCAAGAAUAAUAUUUGCCAAAAAGCCGGCCAUGAACGUCUUGCUUCAAACAAGAACUAAGAUCAAAACUAAUAAGUCUGCUGCUAAAAGACUUAUAAGAACAAGUACUGGUCUUAAGGCAAGAUCGGGACAUAGAAAUCAUGGUAAUGGUAAAUUUACUCCUCGUUCCAUGAAUCAUUUCGAUGGUACUCAUUUGAUUUCAGAUAAAGGUCAAAAAGUCAAAAAAUUGAGUAAAUUUUUACCAUAA
Messenger RNA from Hyphopichia burtonii NRRL Y-1933, 273 nucleotides. RefSeq lists its product as uncharacterized. The coding region runs from base 1 to 273 and encodes 90 amino acids. Lineage: Eukaryota; Fungi; Ascomycota; Pichiomycetes; Serinales; Debaryomycetaceae. Gene Ontology annotation, molecular function: structural constituent of ribosome. Gene Ontology annotation, biological process: translation. The record is from RefSeq and is a predicted model, not a curated record. Gene Ontology annotation, cellular component: ribosome. The transcript has a single exon.